GAGUGUCCUAUGAUCAAACGUAUAAAGCAGCAGACAGAUGAAGUUCCUCAGUUAGAAGCUGCAGUUAUCUGGAGAAGAUUGAACGGACUGAAAACUUGAGUGUGUACUUCACUUGCAUUAAGUGAAAAGACCAUCUAUUUGGACAAAACACUUAACCUGAGCUGAAACUGGCAAGUGAGCGACAUCAAACAAACACCCAACAAUGCAGCAAGCUGUGCUCCCGUCUGGUUGCCACCUGGGCAAGAAGAUGCUGAUCUUGGAUGUGGAUGUUGGCGUGGAUGAUGCCCAGGCGCUGAUGAUGGCUCUGGCAGCUCCCAACGUGCACAUCCUGGCAAUAACCUGCACUCACGGUAACACGGGCAUCGACAACGUGUGCAAGAACGUGCUGCGUUUGCUGAAACUGUGUAACAGGAUGGAGAUCCCUGUCUACCGUGGAGCAGGCACCUCUCUCCUGGGUGUAGUCCAUCACGAUGCCGCUUACCAUGGGAAGGACGGCCUGGGCGAUGUUCCUGAUCCCGACGCUCCGGGUGUGGAACAUAUAAAGUCCGAACACGCAGUGAAUGCCAUGGCACGGAUAGUGAAUGAGCACCCCGGGCAGGUCACUCUUGUUGCUGUUGGACCCCUGACCAACGUAGCCUUGGCUGCCAAGUUACACCCCACCUUUCCUCCAAAGCUGAAGGGUCUGUACAUCAUGGGUGGAAACAUGGAAGCCAGAGGGAAUGUGAGAGUCUGCGGCGAGUUCAACUUUGUCACAGACCCAGAAGCGGCUUCCAUUGUGCUGAGCCACUUCACUUGUCCCGUGUACAUCGCCACCUUGGAGUACAGCCUCCGCCAUCAUCUGUCCUGGGACUUUUACAAAAAGUGGGUGAAUCAAGACACCCCAAAGGCUCGGUUCAUGAAGAAGAUAUCUGCACAUACUGCGAACUACACCCUGGAAGGCGGAGGUACCAACGAGUUGGUGGAGUUUGGAAGCGGCUUUGUGUCCUGUGAUUCAUACGCAAUGUCUGCUGCCAUCGAUGACUCGGUGGUGACAAAGCGCGCCCAGUACGGGGUGAGUGUGGAGUUGCACGGUUCACUGACCAGGGCCAUGAUGAUCGUGGACACCCUCGACAUCCUGAAGCUCCCACAGAAAGCCACCGUCUUCCUGGAAUGUGACAUGGAGAAGUUCAAGCAGCUGAUGAUUAACGCCCUGAAAUAAGAUGCGGUAUGUCCCACACGGAAGAACGUAAAGCCAGCAGUGCCUGAGUUACAAUUAUACACGAUGCAAACUAACGCCAAUAAAAUUUAUACUGCAAUAACAGGCUAUUGAUACCUUAAAAUUGGGGUAUUCAAUGCUAACAAUAACUCAUUAUUUUCUUGUUUAUAAAGACAUUUAAGGUCAAACUAAACCAGUUAGGAGGUCAAACAAGAGGACAUGACUUCAGAAUUAAGGAACAGAAGUUUAGGGGUAAUUUGAGGGGGAACUUCUUUACUCAGAGAGUGGUAGCGGUGUGGAAUGAGCUUCCAGUGGAAGUGGUGGAGGCAGGUUCAUUGGUAUCAUUUAAAAAUAAAUUGGAUAGGCAUAUGGAUGAGAAAGGAAUGGAGGGUUAUGGUAUGGGUGCAGGCAGGUGGGACUAAGGGGGAAAAAAAAUUUGUUCGGCACGGACUUGUAGGGCCGAGAUGACCUGUUUCCGUGCUGUAAUUGUUAUAUGGUUAUAUGGUUAUAUGGUUAACUAUUAAAUCCGUUGUGGAAAUGUGAUCAUCUUUUUUAAGUAUGAAAUAUUUACACUAACCUUUCCCAAGGAAAUUAAAUGGAAGGUAUGGGAAAAUUGAAUGGUGUUUGCCAUUGUUAACUCAUAAGAUCCCUCAACCCCACCUCUGAACCUCAUUCGGAAGCCUUCCAUAUUUUGAUAUCUCGAGAGUUGACUAUACAGGUGCUGUGGUAUCUCAGCGGGACAAGGCAGCAUCUCUGGAGAGAAGGAAUGGGUGACAUUUCGGGUCAAGUACAAGUUCUGUACCAGUUUCCGUCACCCCCUGACUCUCAGUGUGAAGAAUGGUCUCGAUCCGAAACGUCACCCAUUGUUGCUGGAGCAUUUUGUGCCUAACUUCAGUGUAAACCAGCAUCUGCAGUUCAUUGCAACACUAUUGCGAUGCCGCACUGGUUUCCAUCCUCAUUUCUUCCCACCGUAAAUUUAACUAAAUCCCUGCCAGUGAAGACUCUCCAUCACUCUCUGCUCAAUAAUCCAUGCCCAACAUAUCCUCCUCUCCGCCCACCCCCUCCAGGCUUCAAAGUUCUCUACCUCUGUUGCCUCCUCCAGCCCUGUGACCCGUGAAGACCUUGCGCUUUAGAAGUCUCUUCCUAAGCCUCUUAAACCCCACGCUCUCUUCCCCUGCAGAGAGAUUAAUGGCAUCUCAUAUCCUGUGUGAUUCAGCCUUUAAUAUGAUUCAUAUGAUAAAUCCGGCCUAUGAAUACAUAUCAUUGUUUAUUAAGAUGCCUAAUUGGAUUUGGAUUCAUUUUGUUGUGAUCAGAGAUGUCAAUUUCAAAGACAUGGUUUGCCUUGAUAUUUCAAGCUGUUAACACUCCACAGGAGAACUGAUAUGAGAAAAUAAUAUGCACUUUAUUUGAUAUGGUGACAAUAUAACGUCAUAAAAAUAGGCUUUGCUUUUGCUGAAUCUGGUGGGAACCACUGAAUUCAUAUUGUAAUGGCUCAUAAAUACUGUGUGAAUUAAUAGAAAAUAAAGGUUGAAUGGAACUAAA
Molecule: messenger RNA, 2737 nt
Organism: Leucoraja erinaceus (little skate)
Lineage: Eukaryota; Metazoa; Chordata; Chondrichthyes; Rajiformes; Rajidae
Product: nucleoside hydrolase-like
Exons: 7
Coding region: 203-1198 (331 amino acids)
Molecular function (GO): hydrolase activity, hydrolyzing N-glycosyl compounds
Source: RefSeq, a predicted model, not a curated record